Molecule: messenger RNA, 1072 nt
Organism: Lactuca virosa
Lineage: Eukaryota; Viridiplantae; Streptophyta; Magnoliopsida; Asterales; Asteraceae
Source: the annotation of a GenBank genome assembly
UGUCAAAAUGUAAGAACAUUUCCCAAAUAAAUAUAGUUGAAAGAGGGAAAUUGGGCAUAAAAUCGAAAUCCACACUUAACCAACGACGACGAAGAGUGCAGAGCUGCAAAAUCUUCUCGUCCUCCGGAUCACCUAUUCAUUGCAUUCCGCGAGAUGCUGAUAUGCAGAGUUUGAAUUAAGAAAAGGAAGAGUCCCAUUUCUCCUUUUUUAAGGUGGAGAAGAUCUAAACACUGAGAUAUAACAGGAAUCAUAAGAGAUGUUUUCCCUGUUUUAUGGACUUUGGAAAUAUCUUGUCAGCAAGACUGAGUUUCAUGUACUGAUUCUUGGAAUCGACAAGGCUGGAAAAACAACAUUACUGGAGAAAUUGAAGACACAAUAUUCAAGUUUAGAAGGCCUUCCCCCUGAUCGAAUUGUUCCUACUGUUGGGCUCAAUAUUGGUCGAAUAGAAACUUCAAAUACAAAACUUGUCUUUUGGGACCUUGGAGGUCAGUCUGGUCUUCGCUCAAUUUGGGAGAAAUAUUAUGAAGAGGCACAUGCUGUUAUCUUUGUAGUUGAUGCUUCUUGUCCAUCACGUUUUGAAGAUUCCAAAUCUGCCCUUGAAAAGGUGCUUAGGCAUGAAGAUCUGCAAGGUGCCCCUCUUCUAAUACUAGCCAAUAAGCAGGAUCUUGCUGAUGCUGUAUCAGCAGAAGAACUUGCUCAGUAUUUGGACCUGAAGAAAUUAGAUGAAAGAGCUUAUACAUUUGAAGCUGUUUCAGGCUACGAUGGGACUGGAAUAACGGAAACUGUGAACUGGCUAGUAGAUGUUAUGGAAAGAAGUAAGCGGACUGAGAUGUUGAGAGUUCGUGCAGGUGUUGCAAACAGCAGUGGUGCUUAGACAAGUUAUACUUUUUUUAACUUUAAAAUUUAUGAAAUGAUUUAUUUUGUGUAAAAAAGAAGUGAUAACUUUGUUAGAAUAGUGAUAUUUUGGGGGAAAAAAAAAACUAGAAAUGAUUUGAAUCAAAAAGAUAAUAGGUUUGAAUCUUUAAUAUUAAAAGUGGAGUUUUGUUUGGGAUGGAGACUCUCCAUAAACUUG